Triticum dicoccoides is the source of this 2365-nucleotide messenger RNA. RefSeq names its product calcium-dependent protein kinase 9-like. Gene Ontology annotation, biological process: protein phosphorylation. The record is from RefSeq and is a predicted model, not a curated record. NCBI's taxonomy places the organism in Eukaryota, Viridiplantae, Streptophyta, Magnoliopsida, Poales, Poaceae. The transcript has 4 exons. Bases 427 to 2136 code for a protein of 569 amino acids. Gene Ontology annotation, molecular function: ATP binding; protein kinase activity; calcium ion binding.
CGCCUUCUUCUUCUUCUUCCCUCUCCGGCCAAUGGAUGGAGAGGACGUCGGCACGAAGCAAAGCGCCCCUUUCCUCUUGACACCUCCGACUUUGUUAAUCCAUCGAGCGAGCUGUACAAGUAGAACUGGACAGCUCCGUAAUUGAAUAUGAAACCCUCUCGCUGCCUGCCUGCCGUGCUCUGUGUGGAGUGCAUGCACGCGUGGUAUGCAUGGACCCCUUCCACCCUCUCUCGAGAAAUGCCGCGCGUGCACUAGCUCUAGUCUGUAGAUAGAGACUAGAGAGAAUAGAGGCCUCGAGAGACACACAGCUAGCUAGCUGCGUCUACUCUGCCCCAUGUCGUCUGCGCCAUCCGUGCACUAGGUAGACGAAGAAGACAGAGGUGCCGAAGCAUCCAGAAGCUUCUACAACGCGAGGAGGUUGAUACGAUGGGCAACGCCUGCUUCUCCUGCUGCACCGCCUCGUCUCAGCCAGAGCUCGACGCGGCGGGGGCUCCACGGCCGCAGCACCGGAAGAGGCCGGCGACGCCCCCGAGGCCGAGCCGCAGCAGCGAGCCCAGCCCCACCGCCGCCAGGGCGAGCCCCAAGCCGCGGCCCCGGCCCCGGGCCAAGGCCAAGCCAAACCCGUACGCGCAGCGCGGGGGCGGCGGGUCGGCGCGCGUUCUGGACGGCGUGGUGCCGCACCACCCGCGGCUGCGGGUCACGGACAAGUACCACCUGGGGCGCGAGCUGGGGCGCGGCGAGUUCGGCGUCACGCGGCUGGCCACGGACCGCGGCGCGGCGCGGGAGCGGCUGGCGUGCAAGUCCAUCCCCAAGGCGCGGCUGCGCACCGCCGUGGACGUGGCCGACGUGCGCCGCGAGGUGGCCAUCAUGGCGUCGCUGCCGGACCACCCGGCGCUCGUGCGGCUGCGCGCCGCCUACGAGGACGACGAGGCCGUGCACCUGGUCAUGGAGCUCUGCGACGGCGGCGAGCUGUUCGACCGGAUCGUGGCGCGCGGGCGGUACACGGAGCGCGCCGCGGCGGCCGCGGCCAGGACGGUGGCGGAGGUGGUGCGGGCGUGCCACGCGCACGGGGUGAUGCACCGGGACCUCAAGCCGGAGAACUUCCUCUACGCCGGCAAGGAAGAGGACGCGCAGCUCAAGGCCAUCGACUUCGGCCUCUCCGUCUUCUUCCGACCAGGCGAGCGGUUCUCGGAGAUCGUGGGCAGCCCGUACUAUAUGGCCCCGGAGGUGCUCCGCCGCAGCUACGGCCCAGAGGUGGACAUCUGGAGCGCCGGCGUCAUCCUCUACAUCCUCCUCUGCGGCGUCCCUCCCUUCUGGGCCGAGACGGAGCAGGGCGUGGCACGCUCCAUCCUCCGCGGCGUGCUCAACUUCGACCGCGAGCCCUGGCCGCGGAUCUCCGAUAGCGCCAAGAGCCUCGUGCGCCAGAUGCUCGAGAUGGACCCCCGCAAGCGCCUCACCGCCCGCCAAGUCCUCGCGCACCCGUGGCUGCAGGACGCGAAGAAGGCGCCGAACGUGCCGCUGGGGGACGUGGUGCGGGCGCGGUUGAAGCAGUUCUCCGUCAUGAACCGCUUCAAGAAGAAGGCGAUGCGGGUGAUCGCGGAGCACCUGUCGGCGGAGGAGGUGGAGGUGAUCAAGGAGAUGUUCGCGCUCAUGGACACGGACAACAACGGCCGGGUCACGCUGGACGAGCUCAAGGCUGGCCUCGCCAGGGUGGGCUCCAAGCUGGCUGAGCCCGAGAUGGAGCUGCUCAUGGAGGCCGCCGACGUGGACGGCGACGGCUACCUCGACUACACCGAGUUCGUCGCCAUCACCAUCCACCUGCAGCGCCUCUCCAAUGACCAGCACCUCCGCAAGGCCUUCCUCUUCUUCGAUCGCGACAGCAGCGGCUACAUUGAGCGCCCCGAGCUCGCUGACGCCCUCGCCGACGACUCCGGCAAGGCCGACGACGCUGUCGUCGACCACGUCCUGCAGGAGGUCGACACCGACAAGGAUGGUCGGGUCAGCUUCGAGGAGUUCGUCGCGAUGAUGAAGGCCGGGACGGACUGGAGGAAAGCGUCGCGCCAGUACUCCAAGCAGCGCUUCAAGUCGCUCAGCAACAGCCUGAUCAAGGACGGCUCCAUCUCCAUGGCGCCCUGAUCAUCCAUCACACAUACAUAGAUGAUCGUUGUGAUGCUUGGUUUUUUAUGCAUACAUCAAUUGAAUUGUAUUUGAUUUAUUCCUGAUCCCUUCAUACUGUCUGAUUCAUCCGCAAAAUUAAUGCGGAAAUGUUUUUGGUCUGGCGUUGGAUCAUGCAUGUAAUUAUAUGUGCUAGAAGAGACAUCUAAAGUCCCCCAAUGAUAGAACGUGCAACAAAGGACGGGGACAG